Messenger RNA from Lingula anatina, 3271 nucleotides. RefSeq lists its product as uncharacterized. The record is from RefSeq and is a predicted model, not a curated record. NCBI's taxonomy places the organism in Eukaryota, Metazoa, Brachiopoda, Lingulata, Lingulida, Lingulidae. Gene Ontology annotation, molecular function: histone binding; nucleosome binding. Gene Ontology annotation, cellular component: nucleus. Gene Ontology annotation, biological process: regulation of transcription by RNA polymerase II.
CCUGAAAAUGCACAGAGGAGAUUUUGUUUGUGAGAGGCGGGAUGUGAUUAUAGCUGGAAUUUGACCAACAUGAAGGAGAUGGUUGGUGGUUGCUGUGUUUGUUCAGACGAGCACGGAUGGGCAGACAAUCCCCUGGUUUAUUGCGACGGUCAUGGGUGCAAUGUAGCCGUUCAUCAAGCAUGUUAUGGUAUCGUACAUGUUCCCACUGGACCAUGGUUUUGUCGAAAAUGUGAAUCGCAAGAAAGGGCAGCAAAAGUGCGCUGUGAGCUGUGUCCUCAGAGAGAAGGUGCAUUGAAAAGAACUGACAAUAAUGGUUGGGCCCAUGUUGUAUGCGCUCUAUAUAUUCCUGAAGUACGUUUUGGAAAUGUGACCACUAUGGAGCCAAUAAUACUGAAGUUUGUCCCUCAUGAGAGAUACACCAGGACAUGUUACAUCUGUGAGGAGCAGAACCAGGCUUCUAAAGGCAGUGUUGGAGGCUGCAUGCAGUGUAAUAAGGCUGGCUGUAAGAUGUACUUCCAUGUCACCUGUGCCCAGUCUCAAGGCUUGCUGUGUGAAGAAGCAGGCAACUACAACGAUAAUGUCAAAUAUUGUGGAUAUUGUGCUUAUCACUACAAGAAACUGAACAAGGACAGUCAUGUGAAAGUGAUCCCACCAUAUCGUCCAAUCAGAGGAGCUAGUGUGACGCCAGAUGUCACACCAGAGAAGACGGAUGCUGGGAAACAAAGGAACAAGGACAGCAAGUCCAAACAGACCCACACUUCAUCUUCUUCCACAAUUACAUCUUUAGCAGCAACCAAAUUUACGACUGCCAAUUUUACCGAAACCUCUGUAGUUCCUACAACAACAGCAAUACCGUCAUCAGCAGACAAUGUUACAGUUGAUAGAAUGAAAGUGGAAAACAUAAAAAACACAUCCAAUUCAAAUUUUUCUGAUUCUGAGGCUAGUAACCAUGGCAACUCUGAGCAGAGCAAGGUGUCGUCUGCUUCAUCAGUGACCCAGAAUUCCACUGUGGGGUCUCCCAGUUUUCAGUCAGAAUUUAAUAAGCAGUUUGAAUGUUUUGUGCAAAGUAAAGUGAAGACGGCAAACAAUUCUGUGACUUCUGCAUCAGUGACGACAACAGCAUCGUUGACUGUAGUUACGCCAACAGCAGCAUCAGCAAACACUGUGGCCCCACUGAAUGUAACCGUGGAUACAGGACCUCCAACUGUUGUCACGGCAACAGUAGUGUCACCCACCGCUACUGUUUCCCCACACAUUGUAUUAUCUGGAAAGAGAAGCAGGGGGGAAGGAGAAGAGAAGGAAAAGAAAAAGAACAAGAAAUCAAAGCAGCAUCCAGAUUCCCAGUUACCCCUACAGCAGCAGCCUAAAACUAAGACUGUCAAGGAGAUGCUGGCUGCAGGGAAGAAACAAGGACGGAAGGGGAAAAAUAACAGCAAGCAGACUGGGUCUUCUGGUGGUCUUUUGAGUCCAGACUCUUUACAGUCCUCAGGGACUGUGGGAGGUUUUAUCAGCCAUCCUACCUCUGAGAUUGUUUUAAAUGGUGGUCCUUAUAUCUCGCCUCCUAAACCGAAGAGUUCCAGCAGCUCUCCAAGAGGAUCUGAGCACAGUCCAAAUUCCAGUUUUCCUAAAACUAUGGAGGAGCUGCUAGAGCGGCAGUGGGAGCAGGGCUCCACAUUUCUCAUUGACCAAGGACAGCAUUUUGAUAUUGCCUCGCUCUUAAGCUGCCUGAACCAGCUCCGCCAGGAAAACAUGCGCCUGGAAAACCACAUCCGUAGCCUGGCCAGUCGACGCGAUCAUCUUCUGGCGAUCAACGCUCGUCUGUCCCUCUCUCUGUCACUCCCAAACACGCCCAAUGCUAACAGUGCCACUGGUCAACCAGGUCAGCAAGCUGGACAUGGGGUUGGUGAGAGCGUCAGCCCACAAGCGUCUCGGAGUCCACGGGUGAAUAAUGUGAUACCAACCGCUGGAGAGACUGGUUCCUUGACACUGCAGAACUCUGAUACAGGUCACUCCAACCAUGGUCAGUCUUUGUCCAGGAGUCCAGGGAGGUCCAACAACACCACGCCCCUCAAUUCAGUCCAUGGCGGUCACACUGGUCAGUCUUAUAGUCCAGCAGGUUCAGGUAAUAGCAAGAGCCCCAGAACCACCCCUGCUCCAGAGAGGGGGAGUCCGUAUGCAGCAGCAGCAUCAUCUUUAUCAUCGUCUGUACCAGCAGCCACCUCCAUAGCAGCACCAGUAACGGCACCGUCUGGGACGGUAGAAUAUAGACCGACAGCAACCGUGUCCAUGCCAACUGCAUCUAUGGCAACAGUUUCCAUGCCGAUAUCUACGGCAAAGAGUGCAAACCCAGGUGCUGCCAUAACAACAGGGGGUGGAAGUGUGAUACCAGGAGGUUUCCUGGAUACUGCAAGAUCCACUGGAACUCUGAGUACCACUCAGCUAGCUGGCAUGACAUCCCAGCAGUACUAUCUGGACUUGUUACAGCAGCAGAGGUCGCUGCAGGCACACUCACUGGAACUGAACCACCAGUUACUUUAUCCCAUUCCUCACCCAGGCGCUUUCAUUCCUACGCCCUCUAUGUUACAGACCAGUCGGCCAGCGUCAACUCCAAUUCUAGGAGGCGGAAAAAUAACGGUAUCCAAGCAAGAGCCACAGCCAAAGAAUGCGUAGUAAUUGCAGAGCUCUGAAUGUUGGGUAUAGGAUAUAUCAUUUUAUUGGUACUGUUCUUUUUUCCAUUGGAACAAAGUUACAAUUUGAUUCUGUUUGAGUCAGUUUAUUAAAGAGUUCAAAGGUAUGAUUUCUCAAGCGUUUUUUGUUUAAGUUUUUAACUUGGGUACUGGUGUUAAGAUGACACUAUUUCUUAUAUUAUUAUAAUUAUUCAGAAAAGAAAUUCAGUUAAAUUGGGAAUUGUUAUAUUGUAACACUAACAGGAUCAUUAUGAUAGAAUGUGGUUCUCUAUUUUUACCAGAAUUAUAUCAAAAUAUUCCUAAUUUACUUUAGGGUCAACUUUUAAUUACUAUAAUUAUUCUUUACAUUUAUUUUCUACAAGCUCACUAAAACUUAUUUUUAUUAUAAGUUUCAUAAUUUUAGUGAAAAAAAGUUAUAUACAAACAGUUGUUGUGAAUGUUUAAUACCUGGAAUUUCUGGCCAAGUCUAAGCGGCAGAAGUAUCAUGUUUAUUUUUUUCAUAGUGAUUGAUCUGUGGUAUUUUAUUGUUUAGUCUUCCAAAUUUCAUUCAUAUUGGCCUGUGCUAGUAUUAAUUUUUUUUUUUU